Messenger RNA from Effrenium voratum, 1251 nucleotides. The record is from the annotation of a GenBank genome assembly. Lineage: Eukaryota; Dinophyceae; Suessiales; Symbiodiniaceae.
AUGGAUUUCGCCACGGUGGAGCUGGACGAGGUCUACGCGGUGGAGCAGGUGGAGGAGCCGCAGCCGGAGCCGAAGUGGGAGGCGCCCGAGACCAAGAUGGAGUGCUGGGACGCGCCGCGCUGGGAGGACACCGAGGUGGAGCUGCCACAGCGCACCGCGGACGUGCGCCCAGGCCACCUUUGGUCCAACGAGCAGGGCGAGCAGGUCAGCGCGGCCCUGCGAGGCAGCUCCUCGCAGAGCCGGGAGCAGUCGGAGGAGCUCCGGGCCCUCCUGGACCUUCAGCACCGCGAGGUGAUGCACCGCCUGGACCGGCAGGAGGAGAUGCUGAGGCAGCUCGUGCCCUGGAGGCCCUUUGCACGGAGGCCUGCGAAAGACGAGCAGGUCGCGACCAAGGACCUCUCCCCCCAGCUCCGCGGCGGCUCCUUCGGCUCCACUGCCCCGCUGCACGCCUCCAGCGACCUCGAGCGCUUCGUGGCGCCCAGCUCCCACGUGCCGGGGCACAAAAUCUUCGCCUGCGUCAGGGCGGUGAGCUUGCUGCUGACCUUGCUGAUAGGGGGCGUGUGGGUGGUGCCUGCGGUCCUCGGGAGCAUGAUUCUGGACCCGCAGCGGAAGCAGCGGAAGUGGGUGGACCUCAUCAUCUGCGCGUGGUCUACGGUGACCGUGUGGCCCUACUUCAAGGUCAAGGUGCUGGGAGGCGAGCACCUGCCGAAGGAUGGCAAGGCGUGCAUCUACGUGGCGAACCACCAGAGUUUCAUGGACAUCCUCUCCUCCUACCACAUCUUUCGGUCCUUCAAGUUCGUCUCGAAAUCGUCGAUCCUGAAGAUCCCGCUGGUGGGAUGGGUGAUGAAGCGGGCGAAGACGGUGACCAUCCAGCGCGAGGACCGGCGCUCGCAGGUCGCGGCCUUCCGCGCCUGCGUGGAUGCUUUGAAGAAGGGCACCUCCAUCUUCAUCUUCCCUGAGGGCACCCGGAGCAUGGACGGGAAGCUCUUGGAGUUCAAGCGGGGGCCCAUCUCCAUGGCGAAGAAGGCGGGUGUGCCGGUGCAGCCGAUCACGAUUCGGGGCACCGGAAGGCUGAUGCCCAGCAAGAAGGAGUACUUGCUUUACUGCAACCGCGCUGGGGUGGAGAUCGUGGUCCACCCCCAGAUCUCGGCGGAGGAAGUGAAGGACACCGGGGACGAGGAGCUGCUGGGCCGGGUGAAGCGGACCAUCGAGGCCGCGCUGCCGCCGCAGCUGCAGUCCACCGGGGCCUGA